Daphnia pulex (common water flea) is the source of this 1373-nucleotide messenger RNA. RefSeq names its product solute carrier family 66 member 2-like. The record is from RefSeq and is a predicted model, not a curated record. Lineage: Eukaryota; Metazoa; Arthropoda; Branchiopoda; Diplostraca; Daphniidae. The transcript is spliced from 5 exons. Gene Ontology annotation, biological process: retrograde transport, endosome to Golgi; phospholipid translocation. The coding region runs from base 162 to 1031 and encodes 289 amino acids. Gene Ontology annotation, cellular component: endosome; trans-Golgi network.
ACAGCAGACAGAUUCGACUGCAAUGCAGAUAUUUUUUUCGUCUGCUCUCGUUGUGAUCAGUUUUUCGACACUGUUUUCUAGCAUUCGACAAGUCAUUUACCAUAUUUUACCAAUUAGUUUGCUAUUAUUCAGUUUUUCAUGAUUGAAAUGAGGGUUAGAACAUGACUUUUGGACCAUUGCUGAAAAAUCCGCUGUUAAAUCCUUUAGACGUCCUUCGCUUUAUGAUUUUUGGGAUGGAAGGCCAAGAUGACGUAGGUUUGUUUGGGAAAGUAACAAUAUGGGUUGUUUUGGAUUGGAUUUCGUCUCUUGCUAUGAUUGUUGGCGGUAUUUUACCAUACAUUCCACAGUAUUUAAAGAUAAAAAAGACACAGAAUGCUGAUGGAUUUUCUCUUUAUGUCUGCUUGACACUUCUAAUUGCCAACAUUUUGAGAAUUCUCUUUUGGUUUGGAAAUCAUUACGAAAUACCACUGCUGAUUCAAUCGAUUUUCAUGAAUUUUGCCAUGCUAGCUAUCAUCCAACUAUGUGUUCAAGUAAAGCAAAGCAAGCAAAUAAUUCGUGGAAAGGAGAAGUUGUUCAUUGAUGACACAGGAUCUCCUUCCUCUGUAACUAUUAGGGAUUUUGACUGGCGAUUCUUCUGGAAAUGGACAGACUUCCGAAGCUAUCUGGAAUUUAUUGCUGCAUUCACUCUUUCGGCUUCUGUACUAACCUAUAUGUUGGUCGGAUACGUAAUUUAUGUUGAAGCUCUUGGAUUUACUUCGUUGUUCAUUGAAGCCAUGCUGGGAAUACCGCAGUUUUACGACAAUUAUGUUUCGAAAUCAACGCUUGGAAUGAGUCGGGCAAUGGUGUUUUUGUGGCUUGCCGGAGAUUCAUUCAAGACGCUCUACUUUCUCACCAGACAAUCUCCGAUUCAGUUUUCCAUUUGCGGAGCGCUUCAAAUCGCCGUAGAUUUGGCCAUCCUCUCACAAACGGUUUGGUUUGGUACAACUCCUGGCCGCCGUAAGGGCUUAGCCGGAUCACAUGUCGUUCAAUAGACGCAAAUUUCAUACAAUGCAUUUUUACCUGAAUUCUCUUUCGAUGUCAACGUUUCAUUGUUCUUGAUGUAAUCUUGAAUCUUCCACUUGAAUUUCGGUGUUUUUUUUUCGUACAGAAUUUCAAGAGUUCGGCCAAAAAUUAGUUGACAUGGCCAGGUGCCUACUACUAGUCGGGAUUGGGGCUUUCAUUAUUGAUUGAUGUCCGCAUGCCUUUUAAUGUUGAAAACCAGCCAUCGAAUUCAAUUUGAUAUGGAAUUUUUUCCAAUAUUCCGUCUAUGUAUUUCUUUUUACUGUGUGUUUUUAUCCAGUUAAGAAUAAUAAACUUUCAUAGGCGUUGCAUAA